AUGCAUAUUAAGAGCAGAAAGACCAUACAAUCAAACGUGGCAAGCAGUGUCAUGUUUCAUCCAUACUUCCUUGUUGCCUCUAUUCUCUUAAAUUAUUUUAUAGGCCUUUUGGCAACAACUGCUAGCAAUAAUGGUGGGUUUACGGUUGAGCUAAUCCACCCGGACUCUCCCAAAUCUCCCUUCUACAAUGCUAACAAAACUUUUACCGGCCGUCUAAACAAAUACUAUCCAAAUGCCCUUCAAUCACAAGUAACAGCUCUCAACGCUCAGCAUCUUAUGAAGGUCUCAAUUGGAACUCCACCGGUAGACAUAUAUGGCAUCGUUGAUACAGGUAGCGACAUUGUGUGGACACAAUGUGUACCAUGUGAUGGCUGCUACAAACAGAUUAAUCCCAUGUUCGAUCCUCAAAAGUCCUCAACAUAUAGUGAUAUUUCUUGUCAGUCAGGACAAUGUCGUCUUAUAGACUCUGCCACUUGUUCUCCUCAAAAUCUUUGCAGUUACACAUAUGUAUAUGCAGAUGCUUCCAUAGCCCAAGGUGUUUUGGCCAAAGAAAAAGUCACCAUGAUUUCUACCUCAGGGCAAACAGUUUCCCUAGACAUCGCUUUUGGGUGUGGACACAACGAUACCGGGACUUUCAAUGACCAUGAAAUGGGACUCAUUGGGUUAGGAGGAGGGUCUGUGUCCUUUGUUUCACAAAUAGGUUCCAUCUUUGGUAGCAACAGAUUUUCUCAAUGCUUGUUGCCAUAUGAUACCGAUCCUAGUAUUGCAAGCAAGAUAAGUUUUGGCAAUGACAGUGAAGUUGUGGGUGAUGGUGUGGUUUCAACACCUUUAGUAGCCAAAGAAGAUAAGACCCCCUAUUUUGUCACACUAGAAGGAAUUAGUGUUGGGGACACAUAUGUGCCAUUUAACUCUUCACGUAAGCUUUCUAAGGGCAACGUGUUACUGGAUUCAGGAACACCACAGACGAUUAUGCCAUUUGAUUUUUAUGACCCAUUGGCAGCGGAAGUGCAGAGGCAAAUUGCAAUGGAUCCCAUUAAGGAUGAUCCUGAUGUGGGGACACAGCUUUGCUAUAGAACUAAAACUAAUCUUGACGGACCAAUUUUGACUGUCCAUUUUGAGGGUGCGAAUGUGCAGUUAAUGCCUUUACAUACCUUCGUUCCACUUAAAGAUGGGGUUUACUGCUUUGCCAUGCAAGAAUCUGACGGUGAUGUAGGCAUAUAUGGCAACUAUGCUCAAGCAAAUUUCCUGAUUGGGUUUGACAGAGAAACAAUGAAGGUCUCCUUCAAGCCGACUAAUUGUACCAAACAGUAG
This is a messenger RNA of Quercus lobata, 1311 nucleotides long. RefSeq names its product aspartic proteinase CDR1-like. The transcript has 2 exons. The record is from RefSeq and is a predicted model, not a curated record. Gene Ontology annotation, cellular component: extracellular region. NCBI's taxonomy places the organism in Eukaryota, Viridiplantae, Streptophyta, Magnoliopsida, Fagales, Fagaceae. Bases 1 to 1311 code for a protein of 436 amino acids.